AUGAGAAUUUCAUCCCCAAUUGUUUGCUCGUUGCUAGCGGCGUCUGCGAUUGCGGCUCCUGUGUUGAAGGGGAACGAAGUCAAGGCACUUCGAAAGCCUUCUUUUGCCGCUGACUAUGGAGAAAUUAUCCAGCGUGAUGUUGACGUCGCCAUUGACGGCAAACCCGUCCAUAUUGAGGGCGGAUAUAUCAGAAAUUCCGAUCUUAAGCGUCUCGGCUGGGACAUUAGAGACCGCGAUGAGAAGCGCCAGGUAGACGUUGACGGCGUCGCUACAAGAAGUGGCUGGGGUUACAUUAAAGCACGCGAUGAGAAGCGCCAGGUAGACGUUGACGGCGUUGCUACACGAAGUGGCUGGAGUUACAUCAAAGCACGCGAUGAGAAGCGCUAG
Molecule: messenger RNA, 387 nt
Organism: Metarhizium brunneum ARSEF 3297
Lineage: Eukaryota; Fungi; Ascomycota; Sordariomycetes; Hypocreales; Clavicipitaceae
Source: RefSeq, a predicted model, not a curated record